AUGUUCUCACAGACACUCAUUGUUCUGGACCUGGCCUGGCAGUUCGAUGGCACAUUUUCCACUGACCAGGCUUUUGUGACUUUGGCGACCAACGACAGCUAUGCCCGGGGAGCUAUGGUAUUGGGCAAGUCCCUGCGGAACCACAAGACUGCGAAGAAGCUGGUAAUCCUGAUUGGGCCACAGGUGUCAGCGCCGUGCAAGAGGGUGCUGCAGAGGAUCUUUGACGAGGUCCGUGUGGUGGACGUGUUGGACAGCGGGGACACGGCACAUCUGUCCAUGAUGAAGAGACCGGACCUGGGGGUCACUUUCACCAAGCUCCACUGCUGGACGCUCACUCACUUCUCCAAAUGUGUCUUUAUGGAUGCAGACACUCUGGUGCUCUCCAACAUCGAUGAGCUGUUUGACAGACAGGAGUUGUCUGCGGCCCCUGACCCCGGCUGGCCCGACUGCUUUAACUCUGGAGUCUUUGUGUUUUGUCCUUCAAUGGAGACAUAUGGCAAACUGCUGCAGUACAGUACGGAACACGGCAGCUUUGACGGAGGCGACCAGGGAAUCUUAAACGGUUACUUUGGCGACUGGGCCACAGCUGACAUCUCCAAACACCUUCCCUUCAUCUACAACCUCAGUAGCAUCGCCAUCUACACAUACCUCCCAGCAUUUAAACAAUAUGGUGGCAAUGCUAAGGUGGUUCACUUCCUUGGGCAGACAAAGCCAUGGAGCUACACGUUUGACCCCAAAGCAAAGCGCAUCUCUGGCAGUCCGCAGGAGGCGACCUCACACCCCAGCUUCCUCAUGGACUGGUGGAUGUUGUAUUCCAGUGCAGUGGUGCCGCUGCUGUACGAGCAGUAUGGAGACCAGCCUUUCCACUCAGGUUGCGUGGAGGGGGAGAGCCCAUCACAAGCACAGUCCCAGUCCCCUCAGCCCCUCAUGUCCUCAGAGGAGCGGAAGGAGAGGUGGGAGCAGGGCCAGGCCGACUACCUGGGAAUGGACUCCUUUGACAAUAUCCAGGCGAAGCUCGAUAGUUUCCUCAAAUGA
Messenger RNA from Knipowitschia caucasica, 1035 nucleotides. The record is from the annotation of a GenBank genome assembly. Lineage: Eukaryota; Metazoa; Chordata; Actinopteri; Gobiiformes; Gobiidae.